AUGACAUUCUAUGAUGAGAUGGAUCUCAUGAAAAUCGAGGACUUCCUUGGACGAAUUCAACAUUAUCAAAGCAGUAACGGAAAGAGAGAACACUGUACGGACUGUGGCUGGAUCGCAUCGAAAAUCGAAGCUAUGUACGAAAAGGCAAAGGAGUACGCAAAAAUGAGAAUGGCAGAUGAUGACGUCGUCGAAUGGAACACUCUCAUUCUGGAGGUUCUCGACAUGCAAAAUUGA
Messenger RNA from Caenorhabditis briggsae, 234 nucleotides. The transcript is spliced from 2 exons. Lineage: Eukaryota; Metazoa; Nematoda; Chromadorea; Rhabditida; Rhabditidae. The record is from RefSeq and is a predicted model, not a curated record. Bases 1 to 234 code for a protein of 77 amino acids.